AUGGAUCUUUUUUUAAUUUGUUUUAGAAAUUUAUAUAUUAGAAAUUAUAUAAUAAAAUAUUUAAGAUUGUAUAAUAACACUUAUAGAUAUAGUUAUUUAGCAAAUUUCAAAUACCCAAAUCAAUUAAAUACUCUUGAUCCAUUUAGCGAAUAUAUAACACAUUUAAAUUUGGUUUCAAUAUUUGAUCCAAAGGGCCUAAGUCUAAAAAGUAUCAAGUAUACUUUCCCAAAUUUAGAACAUUUGCUAUUACCUAGUAUUUUUAAUGAUGUUAUAAAGGUUCAAGAUUUUGGUAAUAGAUUAAAGUCGAUAGUGUUUGGCGACGAUUUUAAUAAUGAGUCAUUCUCAUCAACAGGCAAUGAAAAUAAUGGGUUGGUUUUACCGAUGGGUUUAGAGAAAGUAGAAUUUGGGUUUAAAUUUAACAAAGAAAUUAGCAAAGGAACACUACCAUCUAGUUUAAAGUCCUUGGUAUUUGGAUACAGUUGGAAUUUAGCUUUAGAUAAAUUAAAUAUUCCGGAUCAAUUAGAGAUUUUAAAGUUUGGAAGAGGCUUUGAAAGAAAGUUGGGCGGAGUAAAACUACCAUCAGGUUUAAAAUCAUUGGUCAUAAAGUCAAAUGUUGUCAUUCAUGAAAAUGUGCUCCCAAUCGGUUUAAAAGAAUUAAGGUUACUAGAUAAAUACAACUCUCCAUUUAAAACUGCCAAUGUAAUACCAUCAACGCUAGAGUACCUUGAGGUUGGAAACUCCUUCAACCAAGAUUUAAGCAUUGCAUUAUCCUCUUUAAAGUCCUUGAGGGUAUUGAGGCUUGGCGACGAGUAUAAUAUCAAGCUUCGAAAAGGUUCGCUUCCGCCAUCGUUGACCAAUAUCGAGUUUGGUAAUUAUGUGCACUUAUUGGAGCCAGGUGUUAUUCCACAUUCAGUUACUGAUAUUACCUUUAAAGACUCUUUUUCAGAUAAAAGGUUAUUGUCCAUUUUAGUGCCUGGAAGUUUACCACCGGUCGUCGAGUUUAAAAUGGGUCACUACUUUAACAUACCUAUUGCACCAUCUGUAUUGCCAUCAACGAUCAAAUCAUUGAAUUUCAGCGACAAUUUUAAAACAAAGCUUGAAGAUUAUUCGAUUCCAUCAUCAGUAGAAAAACUCGUAUUUUGUAGUGAUUUUAAUCAAAACCUACCAAUUCUUCCAUCAUCACUCAAGAUUUUAAAACUUGGCCACUCAUUUAAGAAAAAGUUAAAUAUUGGAUCUCUUCCUUAUGGUUUAACAUAUCUAUCAAUGAGUAGCUACGAAUUC
Molecule: messenger RNA, 1281 nt
Organism: Dictyostelium purpureum
Lineage: Eukaryota; Evosea; Eumycetozoa; Dictyosteliales; Dictyosteliaceae
Exons: 2
Source: RefSeq, a predicted model, not a curated record